UCUCCGCAGAACUGUGGGCUUCGUAAGCCAAAUUGGACUCUGGUUUUAGGCUUUAGAAGCGUCCUUCCCUUUACCCUCAAUCGAUCUCUUCUAUCUUUCAACGCGCGGAACUCUCCUCCUCUCUCUCCCUUGUCUUGCUUACUUCCACUUCCUAUAAGGUCUUAGGCGGCUGCUCUUCCUGCAUUCCUAUCUCCACCUUUCCACAGAUCAUUUAACUGGUCGCGGUUAUGGAGAUUACGCAGCUGUCUUUUGCAGCUGAUACGCCUCCUCUCCCUGUUAUUGCUGCCGCUAAGGUUGCUUCCGUCCAUCUUCCCUCGCCUACUCUUGUCAACGAUGUUUCCCUGCCUACUGUUGUCUUCUCCGAUGGGACGAAAUUGCAAGGUAUAUUUGUACUUCUUAGGUAUAUUGGUCGGGUUGCCAAGCUUCCCAAUUUUUAUGGACAGAAUGCGUACUUUUCUGGACAGAUUGACGAGUGGCUAGACUAUUCUCCUAUUCUUUCAUCCGGGUCUGAAUUCGAGAAUGCGUGCGGCCAUAUUGACAAUUAUUUGGCAAAGCGUACAUUUUUGGUUGGACAUUCUUUAUCUAUUGCGGACAUUGCUAUCUGGUCAGGUCUAGCAGGAACUGGGCAGAGAUGGGAGAGUUUGAGGAAGUCAAAGAAAUAUCCAAAUCUUGUGCGUUGGUUCAACUCAAUAUCUGUUGAAUAUAGCGAUGCCUUGAAUGAAGUUACAUCAACAUAUGUUGGCAAAAGAGGUUUGGGAAAGCCUGCUACAGCUAAAUUGAAAGAACAGCAGGUUGUCAAUGGAGAUAUUUCUGAAAAAGGAAAAGCAGGCAGCAGAACAUCUGAAGUUGAUCUUCCAGAUGCUGAAAUUGGGAAGGUGCGCCUCCGGUUUGCUCCAGAGCCCAGUGGUUAUCUUCAUAUUGGUCAUGCAAAAGCAGGAUUAUUGAACCAGUAUUUUGCUCAGAGGUACAAAGGUGAGUUGAUUGUUCGCUUUGAUGAUACAAAUCCAUCAAAAGAAAGCAGUGAAUUUGUGGAUAAUCUUCUGAAAGAUAUUGAGACAUUGGGCAUCACAUAUGUAAAAGUUACACAUACAUCAGAUUACUUUGAUAAGUUGAUGGAAAAGGCUGAAGAGUUGAUCAGGCAAGGUAAAGCUUAUGUUGACGAUACACCACGUGAGCAAAUGCAGAAAGAAAGAAUGGAUGGUAUUGAAUCAAAGUGUAGGAACAAUAGUGUGGAGGAGAAUCUGAAAUUGUGGAAGGAAAUGAUUGCAGGAUCAGAAAGAGGUUUGCAGUGCUGUCUUCGUGGGAAGUUAGACAUGCAAGACCCGAACAAAUCUCUUCGAGAUCCAGUGUAUUACCGUUGCAAUCCUGUUCCUCACCAUAGAAUUGGGUCCAAGUAUAAUAUAUAUCCAACAUAUGAUUUUGCCUGUCCCUAUGUUGAUGCUAUAGAAGGCAUAAGUCAUGCACUUCGAUCAAGUGAGUACCAUGAUCGAAAUGCUCAGUAUUACAGGAUCCAAGAGGAUUUGGGAGUUAGAAAGGUUCACAUUUAUGAGUUUAGCCGGUUGAAUAUGGUCUAUACACUUCUCAGUAAGCGUAAUCUUCGAUGGUUUGUUGAAAAUGGAAAGGUUGAUGGAUGGGAUGAUCCUCGAUUUCCAACUGUCCAAGGAAUUGUGCGUAGAGGUCUGAAAGUUGAGGCAUUAGUACAAUUUAUUCUUGAGCAGGGGGCAUCAAAGAAUCUCAACCUCAUGGAAUGGGACAAGCUUUGGACAAUCAAUAAGAAAAUCAUAGACCCUGUGUGUCCUAGACACACUGCGGUUAUUGAAGAAAGACGUGUAUUGCUAACCUUGACUAAUGGUCCUGAGACUCCAUUUGUUCGCAUCAUUCCGAGACACAAGAAAUACGAGGGUGCUGGAGAGAAGGCCACAACGUACACAAAGAGGAUAUGGAUGGACUAUGAUGAUGCAGCUUCUAUCUCAGAGAAUGAGGAAGUAACCUUGAUGGAUUGGGGGAAUGCCAUAAUAAAGGAAAUUGUGAAGGACGAGAGUGGAAAAGUUACAGAAUUGAUUGGGUUUUUGCAUCUUGAAGGAUCUGUUAAGAGCACAAAGUUGAAGCUUACCUGGCUGCCUGAAAUAACUGAAUUAGUUAACAUUUUACUGGUGGAGUUUGACUAUCUAAUAACAAAGAAAAAGUUGGAAGAAGGAGAGAAUUUCCUUGAUGUGCUUAACCCAUUGACCAAGAGGGAGAUUGAAGCAAUAGGGGAUUCAAACAUGCGAAAUUUAAAGCGUGGAGAGAUCCUGCAGCUGGAGAGGAAGGGCUACUUUAGAUGUGAUGUUCCUUUUGUGAGACCUUCAAAGCCCAUAGUUCUAUUUGCAAUUCCAGAUGGCAGGCAGGCAACCUCAUCAAAGUAGACGAUCACAUCUAACUAGACUAUUUUCAGGUUUUAGAAUUUCAUCUCCGUGUUUUUUUAAUUAUUAUUAUUAUUAUUAUUAUUAUUAUUACAUGGGAUGAGAAUUGGUGUUUGAAUGUUCUCCCUCUAAUGUGCAGACAUGCAAAAUCUUAUGAAACUUUUGCUUGACACUCCCUUUACUUGCUAAUUCAAAUUAUGAAUUAAGCUAUGAAUGAAACAUUUAUUUCCCUCUGUUAUCUGAAUAA
Molecule: messenger RNA, 2649 nt
Organism: Jatropha curcas
Lineage: Eukaryota; Viridiplantae; Streptophyta; Magnoliopsida; Malpighiales; Euphorbiaceae
Product: Glutamyl/glutaminyl-tRNA synthetase, class Ic
Biological process (GO): translation; glutamyl-tRNA aminoacylation
Cellular component (GO): methionyl glutamyl tRNA synthetase complex; cytoplasm; cytosol
Molecular function (GO): glutamate-tRNA ligase activity; ATP binding
Source: RefSeq, a predicted model, not a curated record